AUGACGUCGAUCGCCGAGAAUCACAGCCCUAGUAUCACCUUCGCCGGCGAUUCAGCCGAUUUUCCCAUUGUGAUUGCCGAUGAUCCUGCCAAGAGCCCCACCCAAGCUAUCAGCCCCGUGACCGCACAAAAGUCAGCCAACAAAACUGUCGAGAAAAAAUCCCCAGAGAAAGGGCCCAAGGCCUCGACUUCUGGGAAUCAAGAGGUCCGACGUUCUCGCCGCAUCUUCCGCCAGGAUGAAGGACUCGGCCGUUUUAUUAUUCCCCCCGGAUACUUGCUUUCCAAUGAAAUCAAUAUCAAGGACCACCACCGCUCUUAG
Puccinia graminis f. sp. tritici CRL 75-36-700-3 is the source of this 318-nucleotide messenger RNA. RefSeq lists its product as uncharacterized. The transcript is spliced from 2 exons. Lineage: Eukaryota; Fungi; Basidiomycota; Pucciniomycetes; Pucciniales; Pucciniaceae. The record is from RefSeq and is a predicted model, not a curated record. Bases 1 to 318 code for a protein of 105 amino acids.